Asterias rubens (European starfish) is the source of this 2439-nucleotide messenger RNA. RefSeq lists its product as uncharacterized. The transcript has 9 exons. Bases 1 to 2439 code for a protein of 812 amino acids. The record is from RefSeq and is a predicted model, not a curated record. Lineage: Eukaryota; Metazoa; Echinodermata; Asteroidea; Forcipulatida; Asteriidae.
AUGAGAUCUGUACGAUCCAGGAGGGAAUGCCCCCUUUGCGACAGCAAAGUGAUCGGGCUGAGUCACCAUAUCAUAAGGGUUCAUAAACUUAGAGACAAAAAGAAGCGGAUGACAUAUAUCUACAUUGCAAGGAAAGGCAAACCAAUCUCCAAACCCCGUCCCUUCACUAACAGAUCCAGGCCUCCACCCCGAACAGCCGACUGUCCCUAUCCCGGCUGCCCAGCCAAGGAACUUGCGCGAGUGGACACGCACAUCUACUAUAAGCACGAGAUUGACAGAGGGACAGAGGCAUUUGCCCACCUCAUGUCAAAAGUAAAGACAUUAAGAACCUCCACCAGUCAGGCAACCAUGUGUACCGAAAAGUGUUUUGAGGAAGCCGAUAACUUUCUCGGCAGCUACAGCCAAAUAUUCCACGUCUGCAUCAUCAGCUUCUGCUGCAACUUCCAGUGCAAGUCCACGUACACACGUCAGAACCCUAUUAAAAGAUCACAAGAGGAAGGCUGUAUAUUCACCAGGAACCCCAUCGACCCGCAAACUGAAAGUGCUGAGUUGAGAAGAAAUAAACAAAAAACUCAUGCAGUGCUGCUACCAGGGAUAACCACUGCAGCUGCAAUCCUUCUAAACUGCCGGUCCAAAUACAUUAACGCUCACCAGGUGUUAACAGCCCUAACUCUGAAGCAGAGUAGUGCUAAACGAAGUGCCUUCAAACAUCUCAGCUCUAGAUUUGUAUGCUCUAGCUACCAAACAGUGAUGCAGCGGCAGGUUGACUUCGGUGCUGACUUCGGUGCUGACUUCGAUGAGGAUGUGUUGAAAUGGGCAAAUGAAACAAGCCAGGCAGAAGCAUUGGAGAGGGAAGUAAAAGAGCAUGGGGAUGAACCACCUCAGAGGACGGAUAAUGGAUAUCAACUCAUCAUGGACAAUGCUGACAUUGUGCUUCAUCCACGACACACUUCACGAGAGAAACAUGGCAGUGAUUUGCAUAUGGUGCAAAUGAUAGCUGUUCAGAAUAGAGUGAAUGGGCACCACUUGCCAAAUGAUAAACCAACUUCAACUAUGUCAUCACUUGACAUUGCUCAGUUUCGGCCAACACUGAGUGACAAUAAACUUCUGAAACAGGACUGGAUCGUGUUGAUUGGUAACAUCAUCAGCAAACACAUACCGUCAUUGAAGUGGUUUAAUGAACACUUGCCAGGGCAUAUUCAGCAUGCACACAUGACUGAACUCAAGAGGAAAUCGAAAAUAGUAAACCUAGGAGUGCUGAUGGAGAGCGAAAAUGACACAAACGGCAUUUAUAACAUCAUGCAUCAUCUGCACAAGUAUGUACCUGGCCAUGGUACAGAACAAGUCACCCCAGUUAUCAGCGCAGGGGAUCUGCUCACAUGCGAGAGAGAAAGCACUUUUAGGGGAGAACAGCGGAAUUCAACAACCCACAGUGAGAAGCUGAAAGGCAUUGUACCAGUCAUUGCAGACUUCCACGCCUUGGCAAACUUUUACCAGGUGAUAUGGUUGCACUUGUAUAAUACGACUUCCAGUGGUGACAAGGGAACCUUAUACGCGGCUCGGAACUUCUUGGAGGCACGCAGAAUCACUAGUGACCCGAUGAGGAACAUCAAUGCAGCUGCAGACCUCAUAAGUCAAUACACCACUGCCCUAGUGAUAGCUGCUUCUAUGAAGUACUUUGGGAUCGACUCAAUCAAUGACCAACCAACUCGGAAUCAGUUUCAAUUCGGAGUCCACCCUGACCGUAGCCACUAUAGCCAGCACGACCAAAACCUGCCACUUCAAAAGGAUGCUGUUUUCAACUACUCCAGAACAGCACUUAGUAUGGGUAUGCUGGCCUACGGUUUCACUGAUGCUCGUCAGAUGGGUGAUGGGGACAGAAUAAUUCGUCUAUACAAGUUCUUGGUGGUUCACUUCAAGGCAGCCAACAAACCCAAGUACAGCUACCAGGUUCUUCGUUUGUUGGCACAGGUUGGCUGUUUUCUCACCCCCAGAUCGGCCUAUGAGCUAAAAUGGAGUAGAUUUGUUAAUAAGACAGGCCAAAUAAAACAAAACAUCGAGGUAGAUCGUGAAAUAGAACAUCAAAAUAGAGUUUUUAAGGAGAACUGUGGGGGUCUGAGGGGGAAAGUUACCAAGAACAGCAUUGAUCGCAUAAGCCGUUCAGCACAAAUCAUUGAUGAACUCCUAACCUCGGUAAAUCAGCAAGCAAGAAUUCACAAGCCGUCAGGGAAACACCCAACCAAGAUCACACAGAACCAACUGGACCUUGCCAUGGAGCUUCACAAAGAUGGAGUGUUUGAUGUCCAGCCCGGAAGGAAACACUUCCAUUUCCCAGACUUUCCCUCCUCAAUGCUUUCAACAGUCAGCGUUCCAGACCUUAACAAGUGGAUGAAACUCGCUUUGAAGCAUAUGGCAAAGCACAAUGAAACAACUGAUUGA